Molecule: messenger RNA, 363 nt
Organism: Pseudozyma hubeiensis SY62
Lineage: Eukaryota; Fungi; Basidiomycota; Ustilaginomycetes; Ustilaginales; Ustilaginaceae
Product: ketopantoate reductase
Exons: 3
Coding region: 1-363 (120 amino acids)
Source: RefSeq, a predicted model, not a curated record
AUGGAUGUCAGGAAGAAACGUCAGCGUCUCCAAUAUGACCUGAAAAGCGGAUCAAAGCCAGCCCAGACUCCGAAUCGAAGCAUCGAUGGGAACGGAUGGACGGAGCAUCAGCGCAAUGAGAAUCAGCUAGCGAGGAAGCAAGUAGGCAGGCAGGGAGGCAGUGUAAGCAUAAUGCGUCUCAGCCAUCUUGACUCGACGCUCUUCUGCCUUUUGCUCAUCCGAUGCAGCACAGCCCUUCAGAGGCAAGGAGGUACACUCAUGCGCAUGUCAUCUGACACAGACACGAGCUCCAAGCCAGACCCUGACCUCUCAGACGAGGUGAACGUGGAACAACUCAAUCUCAUUGCGAGUUCCACGAGGUGA